AUGCCCGAUUGCCCGAACCAGGUAGUUUGUCCUUCAACAUCCCUCGCACUACAAAGCCUUUCUCCAAUCCAAAAAGUAUCAAAUCAUCCGAAAAAGCAGGCCUACCUCUCCAACAUGUUUCAUCGCUGCACAUGUUUUCUCUUGGCCCUUCUGGUCUGUUAA
Chondrus crispus (carragheen) is the source of this 162-nucleotide messenger RNA. RefSeq lists its product as hypothetical. The record is from RefSeq and is a predicted model, not a curated record. Lineage: Eukaryota; Rhodophyta; Florideophyceae; Gigartinales; Gigartinaceae. The coding region runs from base 1 to 162 and encodes 53 amino acids. The transcript has a single exon.